This is a messenger RNA of Cuscuta campestris, 1393 nucleotides long. The record is from the annotation of a GenBank genome assembly. Lineage: Eukaryota; Viridiplantae; Streptophyta; Magnoliopsida; Solanales; Convolvulaceae.
GGAAGGACCUUGGGCCCAGAACAAUCAGGAGCAUUGGCGGGAGAGAAAUAGUUUUCCAAGAAACAAUCGUCCCAGGGAUGACUAUAAACAAGGUAACUGGAAUAACAAUAAAAACAACUACCAAAAUACCAAUGCACCCUACGUCCCACCUCAUAAUCGCCAACCUCCGCAAGAAGAUUCCUUGGCAAGGAUGGAGAAGAUGAUGAUGGAGUACAUGCAGAAGAUGAACAAUCUAGCAGAUGAUAUGAAGGAACGUGACAAGACACGAGAUAGUCAACUCCAACAAGUGUUUAAACAACUUGGAGUUAGAGAACAGGGGAACCUCCCAGCUACCACUGAACCAAACCCACGGGAGCAACUUCGGGCAAUAACUUUGAGAAGUGGUAAAGAGCUUCAAGACCCAGAAGUCGAAGUCAAUAUAGAUGAAGUACCCGUGGAUACCCCUAUAGGAACAACCCCACAAAAGCAAAAUGAAUCCACGCCCCAAGGAGCAGGAAAGGAAGAAACCUCUUCUGGCCAAACCCUACCAACCAACCAAGCUCAGCUAAACACUAUCCCUUUUCCUACUAGGGUGAAAAAGAACAAAGAUGAAAAGGCUUUCCAAAAGUUUCUCGAUGUCAUUGGCCAAGUUGAGGUCAAAAUGCCUUUGGUAGAUGUGUUAACUGAAAUGCCCAAAUACGACCCAGCUGAGUUCUGCAACUCAGUAAAAGUCAUAAAAGAUAAAGGGUCUGUAGAAGAUCUGCUAAGCCUAGAAAUUGCUUUUCAAGAACCUAAGUGUGAGGAGGUGUGCGACAUCAAGACGCGAUCUGAAUCCACAAACGAAGCCACAUCCUUAGAAUUUAAACCCUUACCAGCACACCUCGAAUAUGCUUUCCUCGAUAGUGAGGCUGGUUCUACCGAGAGCAACGCCGCCUCCUCAUCUGCGCCCUCGACCUUAGGAGCAUCCUCGCAGGUCUCAUCUAGGAGAGCCACUCACCGCCGACCCACUCCUCAGGCCACCCCAGCUACGACCCAGGCAGAUCCGACCCCUGAAUGGGCCAGGAGGAUCGUGGAGCAGCAGGAUACCAUCCUGCAGAGGAUGUUCGAAAUCGGACAGCAGCAGGCAUCCCAGGCGGAGAACUUUGCUCAGCUUCGGAGGACAUUUACUAGCUUUUACUCGGAUGUGCACAUCGGGCUCACCCCACGUUCUCCUGAGGGCGACGAUCCAUCCGCCUCAGUUCCUCCCCCUUCGUGAUCUUCAUAUUAUUUUCUAUUGAGAACUUUUAUUUCUUUUCGUUUAUGAGCAGGAAUUAAUGAUCAACUGGACUUGUUGGAACUUCUUUGUAACGCCCCGAAACAUACCCUAGAAUUAUUAUUAAAUAAUUAUUCGAUUAAACAAAUUUGUUUUGAUUAU